GAACGCCUGCUUGUCCGACUGCUCAGCUGGUGCUACGGGUAUUCAACCAUGGCAGGGACAAUGGGCAUUUGUCACAGAGCUCACUCAUCACUCUGUAUCAGGUUGCUCAGAGCCCCACAGCUCCAUUACUCGCCUGUACACCGAUCCCAGCGAUUGUUGAUUCCAGGCAGGUGUGUUGGACUUAAUUUCUGCACCGUGUCCAUGGCUCAGUCCGAGGCAGUGAAGGAAAUUGUGUCUGAUCAAACACGCGUUGGAUGGAUCGGUACUGGCGUCAUGGGCCAGGCUAUGUGUGGUCACAUAUUGGCUGCAGGAUUUCAAGUUUCUGUCUAUAACAGAACUGCAAGCAAGGCUCAAGAUUUGUGUUCCAAAGGGGCUACGAUGGCUGAUUCACCAUUAUCUGUAGCGCAACAAAGCGAUGUCGUAUUCACCAUCGUAGGCUAUCCUUCUGAUGUGCGGGAGGUAAUGCUUGGAGAAAAAGGCAUUUUGAAAGGUCUUCGACCUGGGGGAAUUGUUGUGGAUAUGACAACUAGUCAACCCUCUCUAGCACGUGAACUAUCAUUGGCUGCCAAAGAAAGAUCAUGUGAAUCGAUAGACGCACCAGUAUCUGGAGGAGACAAGGGAGCCAAAUCAGGCACUCUUGCCAUCAUGGUUGGAGGGGAAAAGAAUACUUUCGAAUUAUUGGCACCCUUGUUCAAAUGCAUGGGAAAUGCUACAUAUAUGGGACCUGCAGGAUCAGGUCAAAGUUGUAAACUAGCGAAUCAGGUUACUAUUGCCUCAACCAUGAUCGGUCUUGUGGAGGGUAUGAUUUACGCUCAGAAAGCUGGGUUGAAUGUUGACACGUUUUUGCAAGCUAUUUCCGGGGGUGCAGCUGGUUCCAAAUCUUUGGAGCUAUACUCUGGUCGCAUCAGAAAUAGAGAUUUUGAUCCAGGUUUCUAUGUGAAUCAUUUUGUAAAGGAUCUCGGUAUCGCACUGGAGGAGUGUAGAAAUAUGGAUCUAGCACUUCCUGGCCUUGCAUUGGCUCAACAACUUUACGUUUCUCUCAAAGCUCACGGUGAAGGAGCAUUAGGAACCCAAGCUUUGAUUCUAGCUCUGGAGCGCCUAAACAACAUUAAACAGUAGAAUACUUGUCGAAUAUUCAGGAACAACUCACUAGCACCUGGCUGGAAGUGUAUUGGUCUCCAUUGAAGGGCAACCUUCAUAUGGUUCUGAUCUGCCUGCAUUUUACUCGUCGAAAUGGAUCUGCGACGAAGAAGAAAGCAGGCAAAUACCACUCGUGAAGAGCGGAAACAUAUUCAGCAGAUGCAGGUCCAUACACAACUAGAUCCGCCUAGGCGGCUGCAGCGUAGUUGGUAGUCUCAAGUAAAUUGUGUACAUACUGUGGCAUUGAAGAAGAGACUCCACCUGCUUUCGUCGUUUGUCAGGUUUUUUGCAAAGGUAAGAUGGUCCGGGGUCUACAUGAGGGUCUACAUGAGGAGAUGUUCAAGUGAUGAACGAUAAAACACAAAGUUACUACGAUUUUCAUUUUGGGGUCGGUAGGCGAACAUGUAUAAACCUUUAAGGGUCAUAAGGUAAAGUAUAUUUCCCUCAUAGUAGAGGCCAACCAACUCAAGGAAAAAUUAUAUUUAAUUCUCGUCCUUC
Molecule: messenger RNA, 1638 nt
Organism: Marchantia polymorpha subsp. ruderalis
Lineage: Eukaryota; Viridiplantae; Streptophyta; Marchantiopsida; Marchantiales; Marchantiaceae
Source: the annotation of a GenBank genome assembly